This is a messenger RNA of Lathyrus sativus (Indian pea), 1590 nucleotides long. The record is from the annotation of a GenBank genome assembly. NCBI's taxonomy places the organism in Eukaryota, Viridiplantae, Streptophyta, Magnoliopsida, Fabales, Fabaceae.
AUGCAAACUCCAUUUUCUAAUCACAUGAAUAAACUCACAUUCAAUUGUUGCAUUGCAUACUUUCUCUUUUUUGCUGUCUUGUUUGUGCAUGCCAAAGAAUUAUCAUGCAAUCAAACACCAUACCCUUAUGUCUGUAACCAUUACAUUGGAACCACUAAUACACUAUCAACUCUAGAUUCUUCUUCAUUCCAUGAUAUUGCCAUCAAGGCUACCAUGGACCAAGCUAUUGAAGCAUACAAACUUGUGUCAACCAUGGAUAUGAAUAAUUUCAAAGACAAUAGAGCCAAGUCAGCAUGGGAAGAUUGUCUAGAGCUUUAUGAGGAUACGAUUUAUCAACUUAAUCGCUCCAUUAACUCAAACAAUUUAAAUGACAAAUUAACUUGGCAAAGUGCUUCCAUUAACAAUCAUCAAACUUGCCUAAAUGGUUUCAUUGAUUUCAACCUUCCCUCCCACUUAAACUACUUUCCUUCCAUCUUAACCAACUUUACUAAAUUGCUUAGCAAUUCCUUGUUUAUUACCAACACUCUAGCUUCUUUGACGCCGGCAAAUAGUAAACAAAACGGAGGAAGAAGAAGAUUGUUAUCAGAUAAAUUUCCACAUUGGCUUUCAGGUUCAGAUAGAAAGCUUUUGCAGACAACACCAAGUGCUGAUAUUGUGGUGGCACAAGAUGGAAGUGGGAACUAUAAGACAAUCUCAGAAGGUGUAGCUGCUGCUUCUAAACUUAGUGGAAAAGGGAGAGUUAUUGUUCACGUGAAAGCAGGUGUUUAUAAAGAAAAAAUUGUUAUCAAGAGGACAUUGAAGAACUUAAUGAUAUUUGGAGAUGGAAUGGAUUCCACUAUUGUUACCGGUAAUCAUAACUUCCAAGAUGGCUCAACAACUUUUGAUUCAGCUACUUUUGGUGUUAUGGGAGAUGGUUUUAUUGCUAAAGACAUGACCUUCGAGAAUACAGCCGGACCACAAAAGCACCAAGCCGUGGCUUUCCGUUCCGGCUCCGAUCAUUCCGUUUACUACCGUUGCUCCUUCAAAGGCUACCAAGACACUCUAUACGUCUACGCAAACCGUCAAUUCUACCGUGACUGUAACAUAUACGGAACAGUCGAUUUCAUCUUCGGUGACGCAGUUACGGUCCUUCAGAACUGCAACAUCUUCCUUAGAAAACCUAUGAGCAACCAACAGAAUUUAGUUACUGCACAGGGAAGAACAGAUCCAAACGAGAACACGGGAAUAGUGAUCCAUAACUGCCGUAUAACCGCCGCAAGUGAUUUGGAACCAUAUCAGAAUUCAGUGAAAAGUUAUCUAGGUAGGCCGUGGAAGAAAUAUUCAAGAACCGUAGUUAUGAAAAGUAACAUUGAUGGUGUUAUAAACUCUCAAGGUUGGGCACCAUGGAGUGGUGAUUUUGCUUUGAGCACUCUUUAUUAUGGUGAAUAUAUGAAUGUUGGUGGUGGUGCUAAUACAGACGGGAGAGUGAACUGGUCUGGUUUUCAUGUAAUUACAAAUCCUUCAGAAGCAGUUAAAUUUUCUGUUGAUAAUUUCUUGGCUGGUGAGUCAUGGAUUUCUGGUAGCGGUGUGCCGUUUGAUGCAGGCUUGUGA